AUGAAGACCACUCUUCUUGCCCUGGCGGCGGCUGCUGGUACGGCUGUUGCCCAGAAUGCCGCGUACAGCCAGUGUGGCGGGCAGAACUGGACUGGAUCAACGACCUGUGUUGCGGGCUACAGCUGCGUUGCCCAGAAUGCCUACUACUCCCAGUGUGUCCCAAGCUCGUCCUCUACCACGGCGGCAACCUCGAAAACCUCUACAUCGUCGAGCAGCACCAAAGCAAGCACCCCUGCCACUACUUCUACAAAAGCUACUUCUGCGACUACCACGACGACGAAGACGACCAGCACCGCCGCCUCGACACCUGCCAGCACCGGCCACGUGCAAUACGCCGGCGUCAAUAUCGCAGGCUUCGAUUUCGGUUGCGGUACUGAUGGUACAUGCACCACCUCAAGCGUCGUCCCACCAGGAGCUAAUGGCAACGGUCAAAUGAACCACUUCGUCAAGGACGAUGGACUGAAUGCCUUCCGUCUGCCCGUUGGCUGGCAAUAUCUGGUCAACAACAACCUUGGUGGUACACUCGACGCUACUAACUUUGCGAACUACGAUGCUCUUGUCCAGGGUUGCCUGUCUUCCGGUGCAGCACUGUGCAUUAUCGAUGUCCAUAACUAUGCUCGGUGGAACGGUGCAAUCAUCGGCCAGGGUGGUCCGACCAACGCACAGUUCGUCAGUCUGUGGUCGCAGUUGGCUACCAAGUAUGCCACCAACUCCAAAAUUGCUUUUGGUAUUAUGAAUGAGCCGCAUGAUCUCACCAUCAGCACCUGGGCAGCUACUGUCCAGGCCGUGGUGACUGCCAUCCGUCAAGCUGGCGCCACCUCUCAGAAGAUUCUGUUGCCUGGUACUCAGUAUACCAGUGCUGCUGCGUUCAUCUCGGACGGCUCUGCUGCUGCUCUGAACACUGUCACGAACCCUGACGGCACCACGACGAACCUUAUCUUUGACGUUCACCAGUACCUUGACAGUGACAACUCCGGCACUCACUCGAAUUGUGUCACCAACAACUCGGCCAGCUUCACUACCCUUGCUCAGUGGCUCAGGCAAAACGGAAGGCAGGCGAUCUUGACCGAGACUGGCGGUGGGCCGAGCGACUCGUCGUGCUUGACGGAUGUCUGUCAGGAGCUUGACACGCUCAAUACGAACAGUGACGUAUACUUGGGCUGGAUCGGCUGGGGUGCCGGCUCAUUUGACACAAGCUAUGUCUUGUCUGAGACACCAACUGUGAGUGGCAGCACCUACACGGACCAGAAGCUUGUUACGCAGUGCAUUGCUGGAAAGUUCAAGAAGUGA
Molecule: messenger RNA, 1290 nt
Organism: Baudoinia panamericana UAMH 10762
Lineage: Eukaryota; Fungi; Ascomycota; Dothideomycetes; Mycosphaerellales; Teratosphaeriaceae
Product: glycoside hydrolase family 5 protein
Exons: 4
Coding region: 1-1290 (429 amino acids)
Biological process (GO): glucan catabolic process
Cellular component (GO): extracellular region
Molecular function (GO): cellulose binding; hydrolase activity, hydrolyzing O-glycosyl compounds
Source: RefSeq, a predicted model, not a curated record